Peronospora matthiolae is the source of this 306-nucleotide messenger RNA. NCBI's taxonomy places the organism in Eukaryota, Oomycota, Peronosporomycetes, Peronosporales, Peronosporaceae. The record is from the annotation of a GenBank genome assembly.
AUGCGACAACAGGGCGACAGCCGAUCCUGCGAUUACGCCCAACCGAAUGGAUCGACAGUCGCGACCGUCCAUGUGCAACACCUGCCUGUCUGCGACUCGAUCAUGCACGCGUGUUUUUGCCGCACGAAAGAUCGUGAGCAGCUCGUGAUUGUGGCAGUCAAGUCGCUCCAAGUUGCUGCUGAGAUGGGGGCAACGUCCGCUUCGACCUCUUUUUCUUUGGCGUGUGGUGACCUUUUGGAGCUCCUCAAGAUCCUCGCGACAUGUCCGAUGGCGUACGAGAUCGAUCGUACAUCAGCUAUUGUGUGA